UCCGGUGAAGAAAACAACGGACGAAAGGGAAUUGAAAUUUUCGAGAGAAUUAAAGCGAAGAUAUGCCUGACGGAGUAUAAAACUGCAUAUUUAGCCAACUACCUUGUUGCUUUGGGAAUACUCAAAGGCAAUUUUCCAUUUCAAAAGGGAUUUAUGUAUUCUUUAGAUGUUGACAACGUCGAAAACGAUUUCUCUGUUAUACUUCCACUGUUUGAACAAUUUGAAAACACUGAAGCUGAACUGGAGGAUAUGCGGGAAUAUCCACAUUUCAUUGAAAAGGUUAAAGAAUUGGAAGUGAGUGAAAAACGCAACUUAAUGAAUGUGGAAUGGAUCAUCGACAAAUUAAAAGUCGUAACAGUGGUUGAUGGAAACGACCCACUUUCACCAUUUUUGUUGACUGAAGCUUGUUGUUCUGGAAACUUUGUAUACAAAACUGAAGAAGAUGGAACGAAGCAACACUUAUUCCAUGGAAACAAAAUUGAGAAUAUCAAAUUGUCGAGUUGUAAAGCUAAUAAUUACUCAUUGGACUCAACUGGAAUAAUUCUUACAGAAGGUUUCGGCUUUGACAUAUUUGGCUCAAUGGACUCCGAACAAUUUGAGACAAAACACGUCUUAAAAGUGUUUGGUCUCCCAGGGAAAAUCAACAUGAACUUCGACGACUUGAAAAUCGUGAUAAAUGGAAUACGUAUCGUCAAAAAAUUGAUUGAAGACGUUAAAAGCCGACUAACGCAAAACACGGAAAAAACCACGGAAAGGAACAACACCACGUUAUCAACGAUUCUCAAAGUUUCACGAAAGAAAAAGACCAACUCCAUUGUUACAUUUGACGUCUCAAUAUUUUUCGAUGGUUUUGAAUUCAGUGUUGGUCAUCCAAUCCUUCAUUGGCCACUUUUCAGUGGAAAAAUGCGGAAGUUUGCACUCUUGUUGUUUGGAAACAAAACGGAUGUUACUUUGGCGUUAAAUGCGGGUCUAUCCGCUGAUAUGUUUAACGAACACUUUGGAGAAUACGAAGAGGUUUUACAACCGUUACAAACAAAUGUUUUAAUUCGGGUUGUCCAAGGGAAUGUGAUGGGAGAGGAGAGGUUGUGCAUAUACCCGACUAUUGGAUUUGAAGACAGAAUCGAAUUGAGUAUCACUAAAGAAGUACUUUACAACGCUUGUCUCUUAUUUAAGAAACUCAAAGAGAACGAAAAGAUCACUGAUUUUGAGCAAGGCCUAAACCUUACUGUGAUAAACUGUUUGACUCUUCCCAAUGAAGUUACAAUAAAAGCCGGGGUAUCAGCAGACAACAUGUUUGAGUUGAUACCAAACACACCAGUCGUCUUGAGCAGUGAGAACACACGGAAACAAAUGAAUGAAAUUGUAUUGAAAAUUCCGGGUGCAGACGAAUUAGUGAAAAUGCCAAUUAACACCACUUUUUCACAAAUCCAUGUUCUAAAGAACAAAGUGUACUUCCUGAGCCGAAUGGAAUACAGUGAUGAUGGAUCGAAAACGGUUUAUUUGGAGUCUUGCAAAAGUGUGGAAAACAACUUGGAUGUUCCUCUUGACAUAUUAUUAAAGAGGACAGAACGAGUUGAGUGUAUUUCUGUGGCACCAAAAACUACUCAAUCGAUUCCACAGAGCUUUGUCAAACAAAAUCUGAAGAUUAAUAUCGGCAACGAAUAUUUUGAAUUGUCUAUGGAUGAUCUGGUGAAUGAUUAUGUGGAUCAAUAUUUAAAACCGGACUGCAAAAAUUGCGUGAAAAUAACAUGUGAAAAGGCAAUGCAUGAAACCAAAGACGGCAACUGCCCGGAGUUCAAAAUUAAAGUUGACUACAACUUUGUGUUCACCAACAGAUUGACAAAGGAUGUGUUACUCAAGUUUGAACCAAAUUUAAAUGAACUUCCAUUGUGCGUGAUUAUCAAACCAAACACCACUUACAAGACUUUAAAAGCAAACAUCACACUUUUUUCACUUGUUUAUGAAAGUGGCAAGAAGGCGAUAAACACGGAUAUGAAAGACAAUGAUGUCAAUUUUAUUACUUUGGACAACAAAAUGAAACUUCGUUUGAGGAAAGAAAACAACGAGAUAAUAGCAGAUAGUCAGUAUAUAGUUGUUAACCAAUUGGGUUAUCAACUUUCUUUGAUUAUCGGAAAUGACACUUUCGAUCUUGGAACCUCACCAAAUUGUAAAUUUGAUUUGGCGCUCGGGGCGUCUGACUUAAAGAUCAAAGUCAAAGACGCAGUUUCAGAUUCUUUGCCUUCGAAGUCCAUCACAACAGGCGAUUUGAAAAUUAAAGGGAAAGAGUGUUAUUUCGUUCAUUUGGAACUAUCGUCUUCAAAAGAGUUUAAAGGUGUGAAUACCAUUAUAAUAACACACUCAUACUUUGUUGCGAACUUAACAAAGUCUUUUAUAUAUCUCAGUGUUGGGAAUAGGUCAAUUGGAUUUUCAUCAAUGAAAGCAGAGGAAGAACCACAGCCGUUAGUUCUGCCUGGGAGUAACAACAAUGGAGAUACUACAGACUGUGUUCCCUCGUUUGGUGUUGGGUAUGGACCAGAUGGCCCAUGGACGGAGCCAGUAUCUUGUGUAUCGGGAAGUGUUGUUGGGUUAUCUGCCUUUGAAUUACUUGGCGAACAACCAAAGGACGUUUUAAUGAGUGUGAGGAACUUUUCUAAUGACAACGCCAUAGAUAAAGCAAAGCGAAAUGAAAGUGAAAACACCAACACUUAUUGUAUUAUUUUCGAGGAUGAAACAGUCAACAAAUGUAAGUACAAAAUUGUGAAUGAGACGAAUUAUAAAGUUGUGUAUGGGGUGUCUAUUAAAACUGGCUUGGUCCGACAUGUAACUGUCCCAGAACAUUCUGUGAAGGUUAUUAGUUCUCCCGGUGUGUCAAACAUAAAGAGCAUAAUAGUUUCAACGCCAUUCAUUGGUAAACAAUUUGAAAUAUCUUUGGAAAGGCCUGAAUUUGUGGGGGAAUAUAUGUAUGAAGAUAGGAUGUACUUCUGCUACACGUUCAUUAUCAGAGGAAUUAUGACACUUGUGUUUACUUCAAGUCUCUCAAAGACGUAUGAAGAAUGUCCACUUUACACAAUCACUCGUGAAAAAAUGACGGAGAGAUGGAUGGGGUUUGAUGUCAAGAACACGACAAAUGAAAUUAUCGUACCGGUCAUUAACUUGGAUUUGCAUAUAAAAGGGAUUGGUGUCGAUUUAAUCGAUCAAAACAGAGAAGAGUUGUGUUACUUUACAAUGAACAACGUAACACUUGAUGUGAUCAUCAACAGUGUUUAUGGGGAAGUUUCUUUCAAUAUUGAUUCACUUCAACUGGACAACGAAGUCUACCCAAAUAACAACGAUGUCCUUUUUUCAAUACCAAAAAGCAACAAACCGGCUGUUCAUGUUUCCUUUCAAGUCUUACAAAGCAACACGGAUGAAACAUUUUUAUACUUCCCUCUUAUUAACGUGUUGAUACAACCCAUCAAUUUGGUUAUAGACGGUUCUUGGGUUAAGCGUCUCUUUUCACUCUAUUACAGCAUGUCUGACUUCUCGACCCUUUUCACAACGUUUGCAACUACAAAUGAUGAACCUUCAAUAAAACGUAUUCCUCUUGUGCCAUCAAAGUAUUAUACUUUCAUUAGCAGUUUAGUGCUGCAAACGAUUGUUGUUGUUCUCACAAUCAAUCUCCAUCCGUCGGAAUUGCUGUUUAUCCCAUACAACAACAUCACCGCACUCCUUCACGCUUUGGGGUCUUCUAUAGUCAACAUCAACGAGUCGACAAUGGUGCUAACAACUGUUGCUGCGGACAACGUCACCGGUGACUUAAACGCACUCAAACAGAUCUUUGUCGAGCAUUACUACACACAAAUUAUCAAUCAGACCAUUCUUUUACUGACAUCUUCCUCGUUUUUAGGAAACCCUCGAGGGUUGCUUCAAGAUCUAUCCUCUGCUUGUUAUUACUUGGUUUAUGAACCCGCACAAGGAUUAACAGUGUCUGUUGGAUCAUUUGGAAAGGGGGUGGUAAGCGGGAUUUCAUCAUUUACGAAAUAUGCGACACAUGGCACCGCGGCCAGUGUUUCUUCAAUCACACGAACGGCGUCAAAUGUUGUUGCGUCGUUCAGUUUUGAUGAGGAGUAUAUUAAAAGUCGAAAUCAACAAAAGAAGGCAAGUGGUGUGUUUGAUGGACUCAGAAAAGGAUUUUAUUCAUUGGGAUGGGGAGUGUGGGAUGGUGUUACUGGUGUGGUUGCCCAGCCUGUGAAUGGCAUAGUGAACGAAGGUUUGUUUGGCUUCUUAGGAGGUGUUGUGAAAGGGGUUUCUGGUCUUGUCACACGACCAAUAGUCGGUCUCUUUGAUUUUGUGAGUCAGACAACAAAUGGGAUCUCUGAGACAAUGAGAGGGGAGAAGACACAUAAAUUUAGAAAUGGGAGAAUUGUGAGUAAAAGCACAUGUUUAUUACCUUACAAUGCUAAUGAUGCUUAUUUACUGAAACUUGUGAGAGAAGAAAGUUACGACAAUAUGCUGGUCGUGAGUCUAAGUACUGACACCAUGUCAUGGAUAUUGGGGUUUGAACGGUUUUAUAUUUGUCCAUUACGAGGUCCAAUACAAUCGUUCAGAUUUAAUACCAUUGAAAUUUUUAAAUACACAGAUUCAAUCUACUUGAAAGAGAAGAACGUGAAAAACGGAAGAAACAUAAGUCAUGUGGAUGUGUAUAUAAAGGGAAAGGAAUGU
This is a messenger RNA of Entamoeba invadens IP1, 4701 nucleotides long. Its product is annotated as vacuolar protein sorting associated protein. NCBI's taxonomy places the organism in Eukaryota, Evosea, Mastigamoebida, Endamoebidae. The record is from RefSeq and is a predicted model, not a curated record. Gene Ontology annotation, cellular component: extrinsic component of membrane. The annotation marks the transcript as partial. Gene Ontology annotation, biological process: protein targeting to vacuole; protein retention in Golgi apparatus. The transcript has 2 exons.